Molecule: messenger RNA, 456 nt
Organism: Drosophila ananassae
Lineage: Eukaryota; Metazoa; Arthropoda; Insecta; Diptera; Drosophilidae
Product: S-antigen protein
Exons: 1
Coding region: 1-456 (151 amino acids)
Source: RefSeq, a predicted model, not a curated record
AUGCGCACCCUUGUCCUAGUUGCUCUUGUUGCCAUCGUUGCUGUGGCCUCGGCCCAGGGCCCUGGAGGUCCUGGCGGUUGGGGCGGUCCCGGCGGCUGGGGCGGUCCCCGUGGCGGUCGCGGUGGUCGCGGUCCAGGUGGCCCCGGCGGUCCCGGUGGUCCGGGCGGUCCGCCACGUGGACCCGGUGGUCCUGGCGGCUUUGGCGGACCAGGCGGUGGUCCAGGAGGUCCAGGUGGUCCAGGCGGUCCGGGUGGCCCAGGCGGUCCGGGAGGUCCAGGCGGUCCAGGUGGCCCAGGACCAUGGGGACCACCAUGCAACAGCACCACCAGCACCACCACCGAGGCAGCCACAUCCUCCUCAUCCAGCUCCAGCUCCAGUUCCAGCUCCAGCUCAAGCUCCAGUUCCACAUCCACCACCGAAGCCACCACCUCCAGCUCCACAGAGUCUUCUGGUUAA